Anopheles marshallii is the source of this 363-nucleotide messenger RNA. RefSeq lists its product as uncharacterized. The record is from RefSeq and is a predicted model, not a curated record. Gene Ontology annotation, cellular component: nucleoplasm; mitochondrion; mitochondrial ribosome. The transcript has a single exon. Lineage: Eukaryota; Metazoa; Arthropoda; Insecta; Diptera; Culicidae. Gene Ontology annotation, molecular function: RNA binding. Bases 1 to 363 code for a protein of 120 amino acids. Gene Ontology annotation, biological process: mitochondrial translation.
AUGCGUAUGGCCAGUGCGCUGUUGCGAUCUCGCAAACCACAGAACGAGACGGACGUACCAUUUCAGGAGGUGUUGCCACUGCGCCUUAAAAACAAUGUGAGUGGUAAAACAGACAAAACGAGCGAUGUGGCUUGCCUGCAGGAGAUGGCAGUGCUGUUUUCCUGCCUGAAAACGCACGAUUUCAAUGAGAGUUUGUGCGCAAAGGAGGUGGGUACCUUUCAGCGCUGCUACAAGGUGUUCCUGGAUAAGAAAAUGGUCAAAAAGGAAACGUCCAGCAAGGGUAUGCUAGUGGCAGGGAAGGACCUCAACUAUAAGCAAUUAAACAAGGUGCUGAAAAAGUAUCCUACGUCGGCACAGAAUUAA